GCAAACAGUAUGUGUGCCUGCUUCCUUCCUGAAGUGAGCCAUCUUUCUAUACAUCCUCCUAGUAUUGUUUAGCCGGCUCUAAUAAGGAUCCAUUGAGGUGUUUUCGUUCUGCACAUUUAAAUGGAGAGUUAUGCUUUUUAGUAAUUCUUGAGUUCAUGGGCAAUACUUUGUCCCAGGUAAACUCUUGUGCUGAUUAGGCAGUUCCUCCAACAGGUUCUGGGAUCUGCCUGUGUUCUUGCUGUCAUCAUCAUAAUCUCCUCCUUCCUUCUGUGGGAUUAUUAUGGCUAUGAAGCAGGGCAGCCUGUAACUGUCCUCCGAUUUCUGCAGGCCUUUUGUUUUGAUUUUUUUGGUAUAUAUUUUUUUCUGGCUGUGAACUGGUGGAAUAGCAGAAGCCAAAAUGCUGAACCAGAGUGCUGUCAUAAUCUUCACUGGGAUUUGUGGGGCAUUGGUGUUCAUGGCAAUGGCCUACUAUGUCUACUGGUCUGUGGUGCUGGCAGAAGGGCCGUGUAAACGCGGCUUGUAAAAGGACUCCACCGUGGUUGGUCGUAGUGUAUAGAGAGAAGCCCACUCAGCCCUCCAGGCUCCUCAGCCAUGGCUCUGCUGGCCUACCUGAAGAGCCUGUUCAUCUUGCAGUUGCUGAUGGGCUUUGUGUUUGUGGUGAGCGGCCUCAUCAUAAACUUCAUUCAGCUGUGCACCUGCAUCCUCUGGCCGAUCAACAGGCAGCUCUAUCGCAGAAUCAACUGCCGGCUCUCUUACUCCCUCUGGAGCCAGCUGGUGAUGCUUCUGGAGUGGUGGUCAGGCACAGAAUGCACCCUAUACACCGACCAGGCUACGGUGGACAAGUUUGGCAAGGAGCACGUCAUCAUAAUCCUCAACCACAACUUUGAGAUCGACUUCCUGUGUGGCUGGACCAUGUGUGAAAGAUACGGCGUCUUAGGGAGUUCCAAAGUGCUAGCUAAACACGAGCUACUGAAGGUCCCUCUAAUUGGCUGGACGUGGUACUUUCUAGAAAUUGUUUUCUGCAAAAGAAAGUGGGAAGAGGACCGAAACACUGUCUUCAGAGGACUAGACAGGCUCAAAGACUAUCCUGAAUAUAUGUGGUUUCUGCUGUAUUGCGAGGGCACCCGCUUUACAGAAAAAAAGCACCAAAUCAGUAUGCAGGUUGCAGAGAGUAAAGGCCUGCCCAAGCUCAAAUAUCACCUUUUACCCCGAACCAAAGGAUUCACCACCACACUGCAGUGUCUUAAGGGCACAGUAACUGCUGUGUAUGAUGUGACUCUUAACUUCAAAGACAACCAAACUCCCACUCUCCUGGGCAUUGUCAACGGCAAGAAAUAUAAAGCUGAUAUGUCUGUAAGGCGGUUUUCUGUAGAGGAUAUACCAGAUGAUGAGCAUGAGUGUGCCAACUGGCUGCACAAGCUGUACCAGGAGAAGGAUGCUUUACAGGAAAUGUACAACAAGGAAGGCAAGUUCCCUGGACCCACAAUAAUCCCACCACGCAGGCCGUGGACGCUGCUCAACUUCCUGUUUUGGGCAACGCUGCUGCUUUCACCCCUCAUCAAUUUUGCCUGCGGAGUGGUUGUCAGUGGCUCCCCUCUAUUAAUUAUUGGCUUUAUACUCUUCCUCAUCAUAGCCUCUAUAGCGAUCCGCCGCCUCAUAGGGGUCACUGAGGUGAAGAAAACAGGUUCCAGUUACGGCAACCAAGAGGCCAAGAAACAAAACUAAAGUGUCACUCCCUCCUGUGAAUGGCCGUUUCUGUAGGCCACCCUGUGGUGUCUCACCCCAACCCAACUCCAUUCUCCUCCUACUGUCGAGUCAGUUGGUAGGCUGGGGAGGAGUCCCAGCUGUGAAAACAUAAUAGAGACCAGAGUUAACAAUUCUAAUGGCACUAGGGUGAGGGAGUAUAGAGGGUCUGGGGUCCAAGCUCUCUGGUGUAUCACGGAACAUAACGAAGGGGAGAUGCAGCACUGUAUUCCCCUGCAUCUUUCUUAAUCCAGCUAGCCCCCCCCCCCCCCCCCCCCCCCCCCCCCCAUCCACAUCCCAUUAAAUCUCAGUAACACCCAACGUUAUGCUUCUAACAUGUCCGAGGUCACACGGACUACCACUUCGUACCUCCACUUCCUGUCACAGUCAUCAGCCAAUGGGGAGUGGGUACACGCUGAUUCUUUUUGCCCACAGAACAUAUUGCCCAUAUUUGUUAUUUCUAAGCCUCCAUCCCAGUGGAGGUGCAUUUCCACAACAGCAGUGUGCAAGAUACCGGACGUCUCCCUUCCUUUUCUCACUGAGUGGGGCUUGUAAUGGGAAUCGGUGCCUUGAGGCCCAGCCUGGUUUUCCUUAACGGGGUCAGCUUCACCCAAAAUCAUGCAGUUUACCAUUUUUAGCUGUAUAUAGCCAGCCAGAUAGUUAUGGUUUUAUAUACCCUUGGGCACUGCUAUACCAGUACAAUGAAGGUGAAAUAUGAUGUGACUAGAAACAACAGAAGCUAUACUGCAUUCUUCAAAUGUAAUUGGUAAUUAUUUCAACACAAACAGUGGGAUAUGGUUCACCUUUGUUGUACUGGGGCAGCAGCAGAAGUAUUUGGAUUCAGAAUCUAAAUGUCACAUCAUGUUUAGUGGUGUAUAUGUGGUAAAAUCCCGGUUUCAUUUUACUGUUACAAUCGUAGUAUUCUGACCCCUUUAAAUCCUGGUUUGGAACGGCUGGUGUCAAACUACAUCAAGGGCUCUGAAUGUGAAAACUGUCCUUAUCAAGGAUACCUCCCAUCUGUUACAGGUCUCAUUUGUGGCCCACAGACCCCAAACUUUUUUUUUUUUUUUUUUCCCUUUCCCCCCCCAUUUCAUUUUCUUUGUAUGUUUAGUAAUUUACAUACAUAUUUUCAUUCAUUUUCAAUUGACCUCCUAAAUGUGAUGUUAAUUGAACCAAACGCUUGAUGCAGUUGAACAUGCCACCCACCCCGAUGCCAGUCAUGACUCACUGUCAGUGGAGCCAGAAUCCAGAAAAGGGUCACCAACUGUCUUCAUGUAGCCACACAGCUGAAAGUAUAUUGAUUUGCUCUCCAGAUGAACAGACUGUAGUAUUGAUAUUUUAACCUUUGCCUUAAGUCAAGCUUGCUCAGGCAAGGGAUUGCUUAUCUGCCACCCCUUUAAAAAGAUGCACCCACAUCUUACCUCUGUCACCCUCUCUUCCCUUCAUUACAGUGAUGCAUGGUGGAGCAGCAUGCAUUGGUUUGGUCUGAUCCCCAAACUGAGUGAAUAAGUUCAAAUCUACUUCUAGUCUCUGAAAGUGUUUUGUUUUUUGUUGUUUUGUUUAAAGGCGUCCUGUGUACAUUAGUUAAAGAAAGCUGCUUAUGCACAUGCAUUUCCCAAUUUUAGUAUCCCAAAUUUGAUUGUUUGCAGAUGUCUCAGGUUAACUGAUGACUGCUGCAGUACAGGAGUUUUUCUCCCAGUGUGUCGAGCCACAUUUCAAGGUCAAAAAUAAAAACAAUGGUAGAAAAACGUGAAGGGGAUAUUUUUGUCGUGCUCUCUCCUUCCCUUCCCGUGCCACAUGUUGUGUUUAUCCUAGCUUUCUGUUUUAUUUUUAUCAUAAUGUCUCAGCAGCUAUAUGUUCUUUUUUUUUUUUUAGUUUUCUCUACAGAUUUCAUGCAAGCCUUAAUUAGUGCUGCUUAUUUUUUUGUGUGAAAACAUAGAAGCUAACCCCUGUGGUAGUGAAGGACAGAACGUACAGAACAAAAACAUGCAUACCAGUACAGUUGGAACGUUGGCACGGAUAUAUUCUAAUCAGACCAUGUUUUUACACAAAAAUACUUUGAAAUGACUUUGAAUAUUUGUGAAAAGCUUUAGGAUGCUUGCAUGUUGUUUUUCUUCUGUUUUCCAUCAAAUCCAACAGAUGGUCCAACAAAUUUUGUCCAACAAAUCCUCUCAUUGAGUAGCAGAAGAAGCUGCUGAGAAGUUCAAACCAGUGUUUGCAUAAAAUGUUUACACUGGUUGGGUUUUUUUUUUUUUUUUUAAGUGAAGAACUAUUACAGAUUUGUCCUUUUUCCCUCUUCAGAGUUCUUAAAUACGAUCAAAUGACAGUUAAAAAUUUCCAACACUUUAGAUUAGCUGCACGAUUUUAUGAAAUCUCAAAGAUACUCCAAUUAGUGGAACCUCUCACAUCAGCUUUUGUUUUGUUUUCUACAGCUGUUUUUAUGUUUUCUUCAAUUUUAAACACUUGAGAACAUUAAAGGAUUUAAUCACAAAGCAA
Messenger RNA from Archocentrus centrarchus (flier cichlid), 4239 nucleotides. RefSeq names its product 1-acylglycerol-3-phosphate O-acyltransferase 3 (gene agpat3). Gene Ontology annotation, cellular component: endoplasmic reticulum; endomembrane system. The transcript is spliced from 10 exons. Gene Ontology annotation, molecular function: 1-acylglycerol-3-phosphate O-acyltransferase activity. NCBI's taxonomy places the organism in Eukaryota, Metazoa, Chordata, Actinopteri, Cichliformes, Cichlidae. Bases 592 to 1725 code for a protein of 377 amino acids. The record is from RefSeq and is a predicted model, not a curated record.